Emericellopsis atlantica is the source of this 870-nucleotide messenger RNA. RefSeq names its product mPR-like GPCR protein. Gene Ontology annotation, cellular component: membrane. The coding region runs from base 1 to 870 and encodes 289 amino acids. NCBI's taxonomy places the organism in Eukaryota, Fungi, Ascomycota, Sordariomycetes, Hypocreales, Bionectriaceae. The record is from RefSeq and is a predicted model, not a curated record. The transcript is spliced from 4 exons. Gene Ontology annotation, molecular function: signaling receptor activity.
AUGCCGCUUCACCAUCGCCAACAUCCACUCGUCAGAGCCAAGUCCGCCUCUCCUACGCGCACCUCGCACUUGAGCAAACCUUCACAAACCUCCAAGUCAAAAUCACCACAACUACUCACCGCUGACCAGGUGCCCGAAUGGUAUUCCACCAACAAUUGGACCAUCAAUGGGUAUCGACCUGUCACGCACUCUGUGCGCCUCUGCUUCGCAAGCCUACGUUACAUGCACAAUGAGAGCGUCAACAUUUACACACAUCUGCCGUCGAGUGUAUUUGCGGAUCAGCUCAUCUUCCACAUCUACUUGACCACGUCGUUGGUGUGUUUUGGUAUAUCCGCCGCCUACCACACUUUACUCUGUCAUUCCGAGCACUACUCGAAUCUCUGGGUCCGACUCGACUAUGCAGCGAUUGUCAUACAGAUACUGGGCUCAUUCGUCUCGGGUAUCUAUGUCUCGUUCUACUGCGAGCCGCGUCUACAGGUUAUCUACUGGGCAAUGAUUCUCGUUCUUGGGACGAUUGCGGGUUACAUCAACCUCAGCCCCGGUAUGCAAAGCCCGGAAUGGCGGUCUGUCCGGCUGGCCUCCUUUGUCGUGACCGGCUUCUCAGCUUUCGCCCCCAUUGCUCAUGCUGUGGCAAUCUUCCCCUACGGCCAGCUUGACCAGCAAGCUGGAUUGAAAUGGUAUUAUCUCGAAGGCGUCUGGAUGAUGGCUGGGUCGCAUUACCCCGAAGCGCGGUAUCCCAAAAGGUUCGACAUUUAUGGUGCUUCGCACCAAGUCUUUCACUGUUUCGUCGUCGUGGGCGCGGCCCUGCACUUUUACGGCAUCCUGAGCGCCUAUAACUGGAACUAUCAGCAUCAGCGCUGUUCGUGGUGA